AUGGAUUUGCAUCCAGCGAAGCUCUGUCCAAGUGCUUUGUGGACUCAAGACAACCCGAGAACAUGGGAGAUGCUCUCCCAGCCUAAGAUGUUGAUCACAACUGGCAGCUGCGACUUUGAAUACCUUCAUGAUGCUCCUGUAAGAUGCCGCCUCGCUGACGACGAAACUGGGAACGAGAACAGCAAGACUCAUGGCGUAGAUCUGCCCCUUGAGUUUAUAAUUUCCACGGUAACGGCUGUGGUUGUGUGUAUGAAUUUCAGAGCGGAGCGCAGGAACGAUAGGAAUCAACUUGGCCAGAUGUCACGAAUUCGAGCGGGAAGUGCAGACCCGAACCCAUGA
Molecule: messenger RNA, 339 nt
Organism: Penicillium vulpinum
Lineage: Eukaryota; Fungi; Ascomycota; Eurotiomycetes; Eurotiales; Aspergillaceae
Exons: 1
Coding region: 1-339 (112 amino acids)
Source: RefSeq, a predicted model, not a curated record